Messenger RNA from Cercocebus atys (sooty mangabey), 606 nucleotides. Its product is annotated as transcription factor A, mitochondrial-like. NCBI's taxonomy places the organism in Eukaryota, Metazoa, Chordata, Mammalia, Primates, Cercopithecidae. The record is from RefSeq and is a predicted model, not a curated record.
AUGGCAUUUCUUCGAAGCAUGUGGGGCAUGUCGAGCGCCCUGGGAAGGUAGGCGGAGCUGUGUACCAGCUGUGGAAGUCGACUACGCUUCCCCUUCAGUUUUGUGUAUUUAUGGAAAUGGUUUUCAUCUGCCUUGGCAAGUUAUCCAAAGAAAUCUGUAACUUCUUACCUUCGAUUUUCUGAAGAACAAUUACCCAUAUUUAAAGCUCAGAACCCAGAUGCAAAAAAUACAGAACUAAUUAGAAGAAUCACCGGGCAUUGGAGGGAACUUCCCAACUCAGAGAAAAAAAUACAUGAAGAUGCUUAUAGGGUCGACUGGCAGGCAUACAAAGAAGAGAUAAGCAGAAUUCAAGAACAGCUAACUCCAAGUCAGAUUAUGUCUUUGGAAACAGAAAUCAUGCAUGAACAGUUAAAAAGGAAAGCUUUAGUAAAAAAGAGAGAGACUAAGGAUGGUUCACCGCAGGCAAAGCUGAAGACUGUAAAUGAAAACGGGAAAAAUCUGUCUGGUUCUCAAAAGAAAGUAUAUAUUCAACUUGCUAAAGAUUAUAAAAUUCAUUAUUAUAAUGAAACGAAGUCUGGGGAAGAACAGAUGAUUGAAGUUGGAUGA